Kickxella alabastrina is the source of this 858-nucleotide messenger RNA. RefSeq names its product urease accessory protein ureg. The record is from RefSeq and is a predicted model, not a curated record. Lineage: Eukaryota; Fungi; Kickxellomycota; Kickxellomycetes; Kickxellales; Kickxellaceae. The coding region runs from base 1 to 858 and encodes 285 amino acids. Gene Ontology annotation, molecular function: nickel cation binding; GTPase activity. The transcript has a single exon.
AUGACUUUAAUCAAGGAUACUAGCGGCAGCGGAGUGUGUGAGUUCAAGGUCGGUGCUCUCAACAGCGGACCUGACUCUGCUUCGUCCCACAGCCACUCUCAUGACCAUUCUCACGGUCACGACCACAGCCACUCCCAUGAUCGUGCCAUCGAGCACGGUCACACCCACGACGUUCUUGACCACCCAGGCCGCUACCAUGAGCGGGCGCCCUACAACCGCACAGGGCGUGACUGGGGAGAGCGCGCGUUCACAGUCGGAAUCGGCGGCCCCGUUGGCAGCGGCAAAACCGCCCUCCUUCUGCAGCUGUGCCGCGCACUCCGCGACCGGUACAACCUCGCAUGCGUCACCAACGACAUAUUCACCCGCGAGGACGCCGAGUUCCUGACACGCAACGGUGCCCUGGAUGCCGAGCGCAUUGUUGCUGUGGAGACUGGCGGAUGCCCUCACGCUGCCGUGCGCGAGGACAUCACAGCUAACCUGCAUGCGCUGGAGGUCCUGCAUGCCAAGUUCGAGCCUGAACUGCUGCUGAUCGAGUCUGGCGGCGAUAACCUGGCGGCGAACUUUAGUCGCGAGCUGGCCGACUACAUUAUCUACGUUAUCGAUGUCAGUGGUGGUGACAAGAUUCCGCGCAAGGGCGGGCCCGGCAUCACCAUGAGCGAUCUGCUGGUCAUUAACAAGACGGAUCUCGCUGAGGCUGUGGGUGCUGACCUCGAUGUCAUGCUGCGCGACGCCAACAAUAUCCGCGAUGGCGGCCCUGUAACGAUGGCUGUGAUCAAGCAUGGCAAGAAUGUCGACGAAAUUAUCAACCACAUCCUGCAUGCCUGGCAGGACUGCGUGCCGGGAGCUAGGAUCAAGUAG